Messenger RNA from Linum trigynum, 1841 nucleotides. Lineage: Eukaryota; Viridiplantae; Streptophyta; Magnoliopsida; Malpighiales; Linaceae. The record is from the annotation of a GenBank genome assembly.
ACAUGGCUCUCAAAUCCGGUCUUUGUACGCAAGGCAGGGGGCACCUAGAGAAUGUGCAUCGACUUCACCAUCCUCAAUGCACCAUGCCCCAAGGAUGCGUAUCCUCUUACCCGCAUUGACCGACUAAUUGAUGGAACUGCUAAUCAUGAGGUGCUCAGCUUCUUGGACAUGUUUUCGGGAUAUCAUCAAAUCCGAAUGGCUGAAGGCGACCAAGAGCUGACUGCUUUCAUGACGCCCAUGGGAAACUUCUACUAUGUGGUCAUGCCCUUCGGGUUGAAAAAUGCGGGAGCAACUUACCAAAGAAUGGUUGAUGCGGUCCAGUCCCUAUGUUACUAGGACUCGGACUCCUGCUUUUUUUAGCAACAAUAACAAAGCAUCAUCAUAUAUGGACUUUUACAAGCAUUUUGUUUUUUUAGUGUAGUUCUUACUUCAUUCACUUUUCCACUUCCCUUAGUCGAACUCUAUGUCUACACCUUUGCCAAAAACCCUUCUUUGUGGAUAUCUUCUACAUUCUUUGCCAUCUUUCAUCAUCCACUUGAUCGACUGUCCCUAAAAAAGCCAAGGGUAAUUAGUACAAAAGGUUACGAACCUUUGCACUUAGUACCAAACGGUAACAAAUCUUUAAUUUCUAAAAAAAUGGUCACAAAUCUUAGAGCGAAUAUCAAAAUGAUAAUUCUGUCACCUUCCAUCCAAAAACCCGUUACUUAUGUCCAGUCAGCACUCCACAUCACUUAAAAUAUUAUUACAAAAAUCAAUGACAAUGGAUCAAACCAAACCCGUAAUUGAAAAAAAGAGUCGACCCAUUCACUUCCCCUGCUCGACGAGCGCAUCACCGUCAUCUCCCGCCUCCCCUACCUGGCGCUAGAAUUGUCGUCGUCUCCCAACUCCCCUCCGAACUGUACUCCUCUCCCACCUCCCCUGCUCGGCGCUCGAAUCACCGACGUCUCUCACACACUCCCUUCUUUAUCGUCGAACUCCCUUCCCUCGGUCAUUGUCGACCAGAAAUUGCAAUAGCUGCCGAUUGAUUUCCCUGGACACCGAUUAUUUUCUCUCUCAUCGUCGAUUCAACACAUCGGCCGACUAUCUGAAGAGGAAAGUUGACUUCUGGAUCGCGAACUUGGGGGUUUACUGGUUGCGAUUCACCUUUUCUCCUAUGUAGUGGGAGAAAGGUGUUAACCCAAUCAGUCUCUCAUCUGUCCCCAUAAUUGUCAAUUGGUGGGGGAUAAGGGGAUAUAUUGGUGUCGUCUUUUAGAUUCCCAAUUUGUGGCCGCCAAAAUUUUUGGUAGUCAGCGCAGGGGGAUUGGGGAUAGUUGGAGCAACGGGAACAAAAAAAUAGUUUGUCGGGGAGGGGACCAUCAGCGCAGCCGACGCUCGCCAUUCCUCCUUGAGAAAACCGGGAUCACGGCGGGGGCGGCGAAGGGGAUCGACGUCCUUCUGCGCGGUCGACUUCUUUCUCUCUGUCGAGGCUACGACGAUUCUAGAAUGAGACGAGUUGAUGGCGAUUGGCAGCGGAUGGUAAGGGGCAGAAGAAAAGUGAAUGGUUCGGUUCUUUGCUAAAUUUCGGGUUUGGUUUGAUCCGGUUGAAAUGAGUUUGUUAUUAAUUUUUGUAUUAAUAUUUAAAGUGACGUGUUGUGCUUACUAGAUAAAAGUAACGGUUUUUUUGGAUGGAAGAUGACAGAAUUACCAUUUUGAUAUUCUCUCUAAGAUUUGUGACCGUUUUUUUACAAAUUAAAGGUUUGUGACCGUUUUGUACUAAGUGCAAAGGUUUUUGACCUUUUGUGCUAAUUACCCAAAAAGCCAAUGUCACCUAGUCUUCUAAGCCAUAAAGCUAUGGGCUAAGC